Pongo pygmaeus (Bornean orangutan) is the source of this 1323-nucleotide messenger RNA. RefSeq names its product lysine-rich coiled-coil protein 1-like. The record is from RefSeq and is a predicted model, not a curated record. NCBI's taxonomy places the organism in Eukaryota, Metazoa, Chordata, Mammalia, Primates, Hominidae. Bases 181 to 930 code for a protein of 249 amino acids. The transcript is spliced from 2 exons.
GCUUCCUGGGACGGGUAAGCAGCGAGGAAGCUGGAAUUCUCCUGGAGCUCAGAGUAAAGCUCCCCGCGCCGUGCUAGGGCUCCUAACUUGCUUCUGAGUUCUAUCUAACCAGGUGGGCCUCUGCACUCUGUGCGGCCCUAACGACUGUAGUCUAAAGGAGGUUCAUCCGUAAUCAAUAUAAUGGAAAAUUCUAAGACUUCUGACUCUUUUCAACAUGAACUGGAGGAUUAUAUUAGAAAGCAGAAAGCCAGAGGAUUGCAACCAACGCUUCGCUUUACAAAGGUGAGGGAGGACUCCGCGUGCCAAGAAAAGGGCCCCACUGAGCCUCGGGGGCCGGAGCAGCAGGGACUCCCCUUCUGGAGGCCCCACGUGUUCCCCGCUUCCUUGGAAAGACUGAGGACCAUGGAAAGCCGGGUACCUCCCUGGCUUGAAAUUCCUCAUGCGCCACAAAGACUGGAAUCUGUAAACCACAGUCAAAAUAAUCAGGACCAUUUCUUCAAACACUGGUGGCUUCCCAGCCCAUCUGGGCAGGGAAAGAACACAGGCGUCCGCGGGGCGCACGGCAGGGAAGGUUCCUGUUGCCUCUUCUGGGAGCCCCGUGGCAGCGCCCAGCAGGCGGGCCGUGGGGACCGAGGCCUGAGGAGGAGGCAAGGGGAGGUGGGAGAACGAGGAGCGGCCAGGGAGGAGCAAGCAGAGCCCAAGAGGAAGCACCGCGCGAAGGGAGACUCACACAAAGGGAACAGGGGCAGGAGAAAGGCCGAGGGGGCGCCAGGCAGUGCAGAGAGGCACAGACGCAGCAAGAAGAAUCACCAGGGUGGGGAUGCCGCAAAAGAGGCGAGAAGGUCCGGGAGAGAGAAGAAGGGGCCAGGCAGGGAAGGCCCAGAGGAGAGGGACCUGUGGGAUGAAGCCAUCCUCGGCAGUUGUUACUGAUGACUGGGGACUGGGGGCCCCAGUAUUAAAUCAUUUGAAUCCACUGGAAAAGAUGGAUUAGAUAACACUGAAGCAGUUAAAUGGCCACCUGCUUGGAAGAAAAUAAAAUCUAAUCGUCACCUCACACUCUAUUCAAAUAUUAAAACCCAGAUGGUUUACAGAUAUAUGUGUAAAAACUAAAAUAUAAAAAUAUUCAAAGAAAAUAUGGGAAAAGUAUUUUUAAUCUUGAAGUAUGGAUGGCCUUCCUAAAUAAGACACAAGCCAGAAACCAUCAAAGAAAAAUUAAUAGAUGUAACUGCCGAGAUAUUUUAAAUUUGUGUAAAGUAGAAGAUUUUGUUGUAAAAUUUGUAAAAUGGAAAUUUUAAAAAUAAAGCAUUGUAUGUGUGCAUCGAA